ACGAGGGGUAAUGUCUUAGAUAUAGGCAUGUAUUUCACAUUCUAAAGGUCAAGUCAGUGUAGGUAUAUUGGUAUAUCAAAGAAUUCGUCAUAAAAAUAUGAUGAUGAAUUGGUGAUUGAUCAACUCUCGCGCUUCGCGAGAUGAGAAUAUACCGAGGUUACUAAUAUACACCAAUCUAGAUAAGAGCAUAGUAGUGUACAUUCUCGCCAGAGCGUUGGUAAUAUUCCCCUAUUAAUAUCCGGGGUACUUCCCCAUCUCCCUUAUAAAACACAUAGUAGAAUCAUACCUAUAGUAAGUAGAAUAUCCGGGUCUCCUCAACCUCCAGUAAGACCUCCCUUCUCUUACCGCCUCCCUAGAUUCCAAAGAGCGUCCCUGUGUCUGUCUGUCCGUCCGUCCGUCCCGUUAACUCCGCCCCCGUCCGCCACGAUCUUGUCCGUCGUCAUACGGAUCUGGCUGCUUCCCCCCGGAUUGGCGUAGCACAAUCAGCGCUUCGGAGCUCCUUGGGGUUCAGCCUGCUAUAAGACAACGCGAAUAACAGUACCUGAAACUAAAAACCCACACGUCAUCACCCCCUCCUCCCGCUCGUCUCAUCUCAUCUCAUCUACUGCCAUCGUUUCUUCGUCUUUGAUUAGAUUGCGAAAGAGUCUCCCCCCCUUUCUCUCAUUUAUAUGCUCUACGGUCAUUAGUCAUUAUAAAGACCUUGCUUGCAUAAUUCAACUGCUUUCGUCAUCAUGUCUUCCGCCGGUCCAAUGAGCAACCAGGUCAAGCCCCUGGCCGGCAAAGUUGCCCUCAUUACCGGCUCCGGGCGCGGCAUCGGUAGGGGCAUUGCCCUAGAGCUGGGUCUGCGCGGCGCUUCCAUCGUUGUCAACUACGGACGCAGCUCGAGUUCCGCCGAGUCUGUUGUCAAGGAGCUAGCUGAGCUAGGCUCGAAGGCGGUUGCAAUCCAAGCCGACAUCUCGAAGCCGGCGGAGGUGGUCGCCCUUUUCGAGAAGGCCGUCGCGCACUUCGGCGGUAUCGACUACGUCAUCUCGAACUCGGGCAUGGAGGUAUGGUCCGAGGAGACGGACGUGACACCGGAGCUCUUCGAUCAGGUGUUCAACCUAAACACGCGGGGGCAGUUCUUCGUCGCGCAGCAGGGGCUCAAGCAUGCGCGCGAGGGUGGGCGUAUCGUGCUUACGUCCUCGAUUGCCGCGCAGAUGGCCGGCGUGCCCAAUCACGCCUUGUACGCUGGCUCUAAGGCUGCCGUUGAAGGGUUCACACGCGCCUUCGCCGUCGACUGCGGCAAGAAGCGCAUCACCUGCAACGCCAUCGCUCCUGGUGGCAUCCAGACCGACAUGUUCGACGAGAACAGCUGGCACUACGUUCCCGGUGGCUUCAAGGGCAUGCCCAUCGACAAGAUCAAGGAGGGUCUUGCCAGUAUGUGUCCACUAGGACGAGUUGGUGUCCCCGCCGAUAUCGGUAAGGCGGUCUACUGCCUUAUUAGCGACGAAGGCGAAUGGAUCAACGGCCAAGUCAUCCGUGCUUCGGGCGGUGGCACUUAGAUAAUGCAAUCACACCCCCUUAAUCUCCACUACGACGCUUCAGAGCUCACCGCGCUAUCGAAAAUAAGUUAUCACACAAGUAGAAUGGCAAUUGUGGUAAAUAGAAAGCAUUGCAAAGAUGGAAUUCGAACUGUUAGCAUUUAUCUCACAUGUAUGGGAUAUUACUCGGUUUGACGAAUCCGAGGACUAGACUAUUAUACUUAUCACCUACGCUCAUAGCUGCGCUUUUCGUGUUUACGCAUUUUUCCAUAAAGUGCCUAUGUGACCGAAGUAUCGUCCAAUAGCAUGCCACAUGCCUACGGAAAUAUCACGGCGAGAUGAGCCAUAACGUUACUCGGAUUUUGUAUUUUCCUCCGAAGACAAUAUUUGCAGCUCAAGCGACCGAUAGGAUAUCCAGUUUAAAUCCGGAGGAUGAUGAUACAGUCUAUAUGCGUGCUCUAUGAGUUUGAAAGUAUUGUAUAGGUACUUACCUUGGUAGGUACCUAUUUAGGUAUUUAAUGCUAGUCACGGUUUUCGUCAGCACCCGUACCAAAGUUGAUGUUUAUACGUAUCGGUUACGCUGGGCAUCUGGCUUG
Molecule: messenger RNA, 2116 nt
Organism: Daldinia loculata
Lineage: Eukaryota; Fungi; Ascomycota; Sordariomycetes; Xylariales; Hypoxylaceae
Product: putative versicolorin reductase
Exons: 2
Coding region: 732-1541 (269 amino acids)
Molecular function (GO): oxidoreductase activity
Source: RefSeq, a predicted model, not a curated record